GUUUAGGGUUUCAAGCAGAUAAACGCCACCAUUCUCUUCUUCGUCUAGCAAACCCCUCCAUCUCUCUCUCUCUCUCUCUUUCUCUCUCUCCUACUCCCGUGCUCUCCGUGCAAUUUCCCGUUCCCUUCUUCUCUCUACACACGCAGAACAAUGGGAGCUUCGCUGCCUCCUAAAGAGGCUAACCUCUUCAAGACCAUCGUCAAAUCAUAUGAAAUGAAACAGUAUAAGAAGGGACUGAAGGCAGCAGAUGCCAUACUAAAAAAGUUUCCAGAUCAUGGAGAAACUUUAUCAAUGAAGGGGUUGACGUUAAAUUGCAUGGACCGCAAGGCUGAAGCAUAUGAGCUUGUCCGGCAAGGACUAAAGAAUGAUCUCAAAAGUCAUGUUUGCUGGCAUGUUUAUGGCCUCCUUUAUCGAUCAGACAGAGAAUAUAGGGAGGCAAUCAAAUGCUACAGGAAUGCUCUGAGAAUAGAUCCAGAUAACAUUGAAAUUCUAAGGGACCUUUCACUCUUGCAGGCACAAAUGCGUGAUUUGGCUGGUUUUGUUGAAACAAGACAGCAACUUUUGACACUGAAACCAAAUCAUCGCAUGAACUGGAUUGGAUUUGCUGUAGCCCACCAUUUAAACUUAAAUGCUGCAAAAGCAGUCGAAAUUCUGCAAGCAUAUGAAGGGACACUAGAAGAUGAUUAUCCGCCAGAUAAUGAGCGAUGUGAACAUGGUGAAAUGCUUCUAUAUAAGAUUUCUCUGUUUGAGGAGUGUGGUUUUCUUGAGAGAGCACUUGAGGAGUUGCGCAAGAAGGAGCCAAAAAUUGUUGAUAAAUUAGCUUAUAAAGAACAAGAAGUUUCUCUUCUCAUGAAGCUUGGCCAGCUAGAAGAGGGUGCUAAAAUUUACAAGGCAUUACUUUCCAUGAAUCCUGACAAUUACAGGUAUUGUGAAGGCUUGCAAAAAUGUGCUGGCUUGCAUUCAGAAAACAGCCACUUUUCCCCUGAUGAAACUGAUCAGUUGGACUCAUUGUACAAAUCACUUCAAGGGCAGUACACUUGGUCAUCUGCUGUUAAGAGGAUACCACUUGAUUUUCUGCAAGGAGACAAAUUUCGGGAAGCAGCUGUUAAUUAUAUCAAGCCUCUACUAACUAAGGGAGUUCCGUCUUUGUUCUCUGAUCUUUCUCCUCUGUAUGACCACCCUGGCAAGGCAGAUAUUCUAGAGCACAUUGCUCUUGAGUUGGAGCAUUGUGUCAGGACAACUGGGAGAUACCCUGGGAGGACAGAAAAAGAGCCUCCAUCAACACUUAUGUGGGCUUUGUUCUUUUUAGCUCAGCAUUAUGACAGAAGGGGCCAAUAUGACCUUGCUAUCUCCAAAAUUGAUGAGGCUAUAGAACACACUCCUACUGUAAUUGAUUUAUAUUCAGUAAAGAGCCGGAUACUGAAGCAUGCUGGUGAUUUGGUAGCAGCUGCCUCAUUGGCUGAUGAAGCUAGGUGUAUGGAUCUUGCUGAUCGCUAUAUAAACAGUGAAUGCGUCAAGCGAAUGCUGCAGGCUGAUCAGGUUGUUUUGGCGGAAAAAACUGCUGUUUUGUUCACGAAAGAUGGGGAUCAACACAACAACCUUCAUGACAUGCAGUGCAUGUGGUAUGAACUUGCUUCUGGUGAAAGUUACUUCCGCCAAGGUGAUCUUGGAAGGGCCCUGAAGAAAUUUUUAGCUGUGGAGAAGCACUAUGCUGAUAUUACUGAAGAUCAAUUUGAUUUCCAUUCUUAUUGUCUGAGAAAAAUGACACUGCGUGCGUAUGUGGAAAUGCUUAAAUUUCAAGAUCGGUUGCAUUCACAUGCAUACUUUCAUAAAGCAGCUGCUGGAGCAAUCAGAUGCUAUUUGAAGUUGUAUGAUUCUCCUAUGAAGUCCCCAACUGAAGAAGAUGGUGAUGCAUCAAAGACUCCUGCUCAGAAAAAGAAAAUGAAAAAACAGAGGAAGGCAGAGAGGGCUAAGAAAGAGGCAGAGGAGAGAAAUGAAGAAUCCACAGCAAGUGGUGUAUCAAAGUCUGGGAAACGGCAUGUUAAACCUGUUGAUCCAGAUCCACAUGGAGAAAAGUUAUUGCAGGUAGAAGAUCCUUUAUUGGAAGCAUCUAAGUACCUGAAACUGCUUCAGAAGAACUCUCCUCACUCUUUGGAGACACACUUGCUUUCUUUUGAAGCAAACAUAAGAAAGCAGAAGAUUCUACUGGCCUUUCAGGCUGUCAAGCAUCUGCUUAGGUUGGAUGCGGAGAAUCCAGAUUCACAUCGCUGCUUGAUUAGAUUCUUCCACAAGGUAGACUCUAUGUCUGCUCCAGUCACUGAUGCUGAGAAACUUGUUUGGAGUGUGUUAGAAGCAGAGCGACCAUUUAUCAGUCAAUUGAAGGAGAAAUCUCUUAUUGAGGCAAACAGAAUAUUCCUUGAUAAGCACGCUGAUUCUUUGAUGCAUAGAGCAGCCGUUGCAGAAAUGUUGUAUUCAUUGGAACCUAACAAGAAAGAGGAGGCUGUUAGAUUAAUUGAAGAUUCAACCAACAAAGUUUUGUCAACAGAUGCAGCACUCGGACCAGUCCAGGAAUGGAAACUCAAAGACUGUAUAGCAGUUCAUAAACUCCUUGAAAAUGUUCUUAUUGAGCACGAUGCUGCACUGAGAUGGAAAGGGAGAUGUGCUGAAUACUUCCCCUACUCAACCUACUUUGUUGGCAGCCGCAGCUCUGCCAUGCACAACUCAGGGAACAACCAAACCAGCCCCAAUGCUGCAAAUGGCGGUUCAGACCAUCCUGAAAUCAAUGAAACUGCAAAUUCCCUUGUUUCAAAUGGAAACCUUGAGGCUUUUAAGAAGAUUACCAUCUGAACUUGAUACUAAUUCUGUGCUUCAGCUGCCACCAACUGGAGUCGACUGACUUCAGUUUUGAACCUGCUCAAGUGAUGAAUCUCAUGAGUUCCCUUUCAUGGUUCGUUGCAGCCAAUCAAAUAGUAUCAAGCUUGUGCGGUCACUUCAUUCCUUUCUACCAUUGUCUUGGAGAGUUUAGAUGUAAUCUUCUUUAUUCACCCUACUGUACCUGAUAGUGAAAUGCAUGCCGUUUCAAAUGUGUAUAAUUUAUUUGGAUGGAGCUUUUAGGGCUGAUAAAUUUUUUUCCCCUUUUGUUUUGGUCACCAUUAGGGAGAUUUUUAUAAGGUUGCCUUCUUGGAUCUACCCAAAUUGUUUUAUAUCAUUGGUCUUUGAAGUGGGGCACUAAAGAAAAUUUUGGGUACUUAUCCAAGGUCUGGUUGGAGUAGGAGAAAUACUUUUUUUUUUUUGUUCUUUGGAUGGUGUUGUACUUCUCACAUUUAAUUAUCCUAUUUGCUAAUGUAUAAACGCUACAUAAUGUGGAAAAUUUUGUUGUGGAGUCUAUGAUGAGUGGCUGUUGGGAAUAAAAUUUUCACGAUUUU
This is a messenger RNA of Rubroshorea leprosula, 3425 nucleotides long. The record is from the annotation of a GenBank genome assembly. NCBI's taxonomy places the organism in Eukaryota, Viridiplantae, Streptophyta, Magnoliopsida, Malvales, Dipterocarpaceae.